Molecule: messenger RNA, 2818 nt
Organism: Helianthus annuus (common sunflower)
Lineage: Eukaryota; Viridiplantae; Streptophyta; Magnoliopsida; Asterales; Asteraceae
Product: auxin response factor 8
Exons: 15
Coding region: 243-2570 (775 amino acids)
Biological process (GO): regulation of DNA-templated transcription; response to hormone
Cellular component (GO): nucleus
Molecular function (GO): DNA binding; protein binding
Source: RefSeq, a predicted model, not a curated record
GUGUGGAAAAUAGGAAUAAUAGUAAUAAUAAUAUUAUAAUCCGAAGGUCCGUACUCUGACAACGACCACUGAAGGAUGGUGGCACAUGCCCUUCUGUCAUCUCUAUAAUCAAAUCAACGGUCUUCAUCUCCAGCUCUCUUCUACUCCACAGUUAUAGUUUCAUUCACUUCAUGGAGUGGUUUUCUGAACUGGGUUAGGGCUUUCUUGAGGUUUUGGUAAGUUCAGUUUUUCUGUAAUAAAAUAUGAAGCUUUCAACUUCUGGGUCUGGUCAGCAGCUUCAAGAAGGAGAAAAGAAAUGCUUGAAUUCGGAGCUAUGGCAUGCUUGCGCAGGCCCUCUUGUGUCGCUUCCGACUGUAGGUGGUCGUGUGAUCUAUUUCCCACAGGGUCAUAGCGAGCAGGUUGCGGCGACUACGAAUAAAGAAAUUGAUGCCCACAUUCCGAAUUAUCCGAGUUUGCCUCCACAAUUGAUUUGCCAACUUCAUAAUGUCACAAUGCAUGCAGAUGUUGAAACGGAUGAAGUGUAUGCACAAAUGACAUUACAGCCAUUGACCCCGCAAGAGCAGAAGGAUACAUUUCUUCCGGUCGAGUUGGGUAUUCCAAGUAGACAACCAACAAACUACUUCUGCAAGACAUUAACCGCAAGUGACACAAGUACGCACGGCGGCUUCUCUGUUCCUCGACGUGCUGCGGAGAAAGUUUUUCCUCCACUGGAUUUCUCUCAGCAGCCACCUGCACAAGAACUUAUUGCAAGGGAUCUUCACGAUGUUGAAUGGAAGUUUAGGCAUAUUUUUCGAGGGCAGCCCAAACGCCAUCUUCUUACUACCGGGUGGAGCGUGUUUGUUAGUGCUAAAAGACUCGUUGCAGGAGAUUCCGUUCUAUUUAUUUGGAACGAGAAAAAUCAGCUCCUUUUGGGAAUCCGGCGUGCGAAUCGUCCACAAACCGUGAUGCCAUCAUCUGUUUUAUCAAGUGAUAGUAUGCAUAUCGGCCUUCUUGCCGCUGCGGCUCAUGCAGCCGCUACUAAUAGUUGUUUCACAAUAUUCUAUAAUCCAAGGGCUAGUCCAUCUGAGUUUGUCAUCCCCCUUUCAAAAUACGUCAAAGCUGUGUAUCACACACGGGUUUCAGUCGGGAUGCGUUUCCGUAUGCUGUUUGAAACUGAAGAGUCAAGCGUACGCAGAUACAUGGGCACAAUUACUGGCAUUGGCGAUUUAGAUCCUGCCCGUUGGCCUAAUUCUCAUUGGCGUUCUGUUAAGGUUGGUUGGGAUGAGUCGACUGCAGGUGAGAGACAACCGCGAGUAUCAUUAUGGGAAAUUGAACCUUUGACAACGUUUCCUAUGUACCCAUCUUUGUUUCCCAUUCGGUUAAAACGACCGUGGUAUCCGGGAGCUUCAUCUUAUCAAGACAGCAGAGAUGAUACGGUUAACGGAAUGGCAUGGUUGAGAGGUGAAACGGCAGAGCAAGCGCUCCAUUCUCUAAAUUUUCAAUCAAGUAGCAUGCUUCCAUGGAUGCAGCAAAGGGUAGAUCCGUCAUUUCUCCAAAGUAAUCUUAAUCAGCAGUAUCUAGCAGCCGGUAUGCAGAGUGUCGGAACUGCAGACGCUUUGAAACAACAAUUGUUGCAGUUUCAGCAACCCCUUCAACAGCUUCACCAUUCGGGCACACAGUCAACUCCACAGCUGUUUGUUCAUGGUCAAAGUCAAACCCAAACGCUGGACAAUUUCCCGCGGUCAAUGCACCAAGAAAGUCAACAACAUGGUCAACACCAAAGUGUAUACCCCGAGACUUACCCGAUGCAAGGCCAACAACAAUCGUUUCCGAAGACAGAUUUCAUGGAGUCGAGCCCAAAGUUUUCUUCCAAUAUUGCCCCUACUAUGCAGAACAUGUUGGGUUCCGCGUUAUGCUCAGAAGGGACUAGCAACCUGUCGAGUUUCUCGAGAACCGCUCAACUAGCGGUUCCAGAGCAUCAAUCAAAUCAGCAAUCAUGGGUAGCGAAGUUUGGUCAAUCACAAGUCAACACAGCUUCAACUUCGCCAUCAGUUGACCAAGAAUCGUCAAGUUUGGAAGCCCAAAAUCACGGCAUAUUUAGCGGUAUCAAUGUCGACUCAUCUGGGCUUCUUCUUCCAUCAAUCGAGACCGAUCUGUCCACUAUACCUUCUUCGUUUGGUGGCUACAUGCAAGAGUCUUCCGAGCUGUUGCAGCCUAACCAUAACCGAACAUUUGUGAAGGUAUACAAAUCAGGGUGUGUUGGGAGGUCGUUAGACAUCAGCCGGUUCAACAGCUACCACGAGCUGAGACGCGAACUGGGUCAGAUGUUUGGGAUCGAGGGUCUGCUUGAAGACCCGCAAAGAUCAGGCUGGCAGCUUGUAUUCGUCGACAGGGAGAAUGACGUUCUUCUCCUUGGAGACGACCCUUGGGAGGCGUUUGUAAAUAGCGUCUGGUAUAUCAAGAUACUUUCUCCCGAGGAUGUGCAACAACUCGGGAAGCACGAGGUUGAAUCCUUCGGCCAAAACUCGGGUGAGAAAGUCCAACGAGACCUUUCUGGACUUCCUCCAUCAAUGGGGUCGUUUGACUUCUGACCAACAAAGUCAACUCUUUAUCGGGUCAACUUUCACUCCUUUUGGUCUCGUUUUGUGUGACGACCCCAGUUAGUUAUUUGAUUAGCUAUGUUGAUGAAUACUUGUGGUAAUAAUCAAGUAGUACAAGUGACUAUUCAAAAUUUAGAAUAUAUGUAUGGAACCAGUGUUGACUAAGAAUUGUUGACUAUGGUGGAACUGUAAUUUUGAUUCAUUAUUGUGUGCUUUAUGUAUUGUUUUCCUCUUUGUUA